Caenorhabditis briggsae is the source of this 1485-nucleotide messenger RNA. NCBI's taxonomy places the organism in Eukaryota, Metazoa, Nematoda, Chromadorea, Rhabditida, Rhabditidae. The coding region runs from base 1 to 1485 and encodes 494 amino acids. Gene Ontology annotation, cellular component: cytoplasm; intracellular membrane-bounded organelle. Gene Ontology annotation, biological process: xenobiotic metabolic process. The transcript is spliced from 7 exons. Gene Ontology annotation, molecular function: iron ion binding; oxidoreductase activity, acting on paired donors, with incorporation or reduction of molecular oxygen, reduced flavin or flavoprotein as one donor, and incorporation of one atom of oxygen; heme binding. The record is from RefSeq and is a predicted model, not a curated record.
AUGUUCUUCAUUUUGGUAAUUUCUUUUGUUCUAACCUGGUUAGUCGUAAGACAAUACCAGAAAGUGUCCCGUCUUCCACCUGGACCAGUUUCUCUUCCUCUAAUUGGAAAUUUACCCCAAAUUGUGUAUUAUCUCUGGUCAACUGGGAGUGUUGUUUCUACUUUGGACUUGUUCAGAAAACGAUAUGGAAACAUUUUCACAUUGUGGGUUGGUCCAAUCCCUCAUGUCAGCAUUGCCGACUACGAAACUGCUCAUGAAGUUUUUGUGAAAAAUGGCAACAAAUAUGCAGACAAGUUCCAUGCUCCCCUGUUCCAAGAAAUCAAAAACGAUCGAGGAGUGGUGGUAACAAACGGCGAUCAUUGGCAAGAGUUGAGGAGAUUUGCGUUGCAAACAUUAAGAAACAUGGGUGUUGGGAAGGAUGUCAUGGAAUUGAAAAUUGUUGAGGAAUUGAAUGCAAGAUGCGCUGACAUUGACGAAGCCGCUGUGAAUGGAGUCACCACCACACAAGCCUCUGAAUUCUUCGAUUUAACAGUUGGAAGUAUCAUCAAUAAUAUUCUAUUUGGAAAACGAUUCGAUAAAAAUACGAAAGGAGAGUUUUUGAAAAUCAAAAACGCCUUGGAUUCUGCUUUCGAACUGUUCACCCCGUUCGACAUGACUGUGCCCAUCUGGGUGUUGAAGACAUUCUUUAGCAAACGUUAUAAUAAUCUGAUCACUAUGACUGAUGAAACCACGAGCUUCGUGGCCAAAGAAGCUGAGACCAGAUACGCUCAAACGAAAUCAGGGCAAUAUUUUAUCGAUGAGAACAACAUUCAAGACUAUACUGAUGCAUUCCUGUUAAAAAUCCAAAAAGAUGGAGAGAACAAAGAUUUCAAUAUCGAGACUCUCAAAACUAUGAUCAUUGACUUGUGGAUUACUGGACAAGAGACUACAACAACAACGCUAAUUUCGGGAUUCAACCAGCUACUCUUACAUCCUGAAGUUAUGGAAAAGGCUAGAGCAGAACUCAUGAAUAUCACUGAAAACGAAUCUCGUGACCUCAGCUUAUCCGAUAGACCCAAGACACCAUAUCUAAACGCGAUGAUCGCAGAAAUUCAACGCCACGCAUCAAUCCUGAACAUCAACUUCUGGAGAAUCAACCAUGAACCAACCUAUAUGGGAGGACAUAUGGUUGAUUCUGGAACAUUUGUCACCGCACAACUCAGCGCUCUCCAUAUCAACGAAACAGUUUUUGAAAAUCCCCAAAAAUUCGAUCCAGAAAGAUUCAUCCGCGAUGAGUCACUUCUUCAGAAAGUUAUACCGUUUGGGGUUGGAAAACGUGCAUGCCUGGGGGAGUCGCUGGCUAGAUCCGAACUGUACUUGAUUUUCGGAAAUCUCUUGCUUCGUUAUAAUUUCAAGCCGCACGGAAAACUGUCGACUGUUGAAGUGCUACCGUACAGUUUUGUCAAGAGACCAUUCAAGCUUGAAAUGCAAUUCGUGAAGAUUUGA